AUCCCGGAGUUUAAAUAGGUAAACUUUGCCUCAUAGCUCCUCACUCUUUCGUUACAAAACGUAACUCCGGCUUUCAUUCACUCAUUAGUUGUCAUUACACCCGAACAAGAGUUUGAAGUGACGGAAACACCGAGGUCUGCUUCUGACACAUCAAAUGGUCAAACAAGAGAACUGCGUCCUGCUGCCUUGUGUUAGCUCCAUCUAACAGCAGCAGCAUCACCACCAACUUCCCGCUGCUUUUCACGUCCCCAGUUCUUCGUUGAACUGCUGCCCUCAGUGUGAAGCACCACGGCGAAGGAUGAACAAGCUUUCUCUGGGAGACAGAGCUGCUUCAAGCAGGCAGACCCGCUGGGUGGAUCCGUCCUUCACUGAUUUUCCAGGGGAAAGCUUUUCUCUGUCUGGACGGAGAAAGGGCAGCCAGGUUUUGUGCUCCAAGGUUGAGCCCAAGAGGCCCAGGAAGAGGAAAGGAGAGGCCGGCAGCUCAGACCCUCACGCGUCCUGCCUGCUGAACGAGUCAGCCCAGAGGGACCAGGAUGAGUCCUGGGUGGACAGAUACUCGCCCUGUUCACAGGCUGAGCUAGCUGUCCACAAGAAGAAGAUAGAGGAAGUGGAGAACUGGAUGAGAGUUCACACAAACACAUCAGAGGGUGGCAUCUUGCUGCUGAUGGGACCAUCAGGCUGUGGAAAGACUGCCACAGUCCAGGUUUUGUCUCGGGAGUUGGGCCUCAGGGUUCAGGAAUGGACCAACCCCACCAACCUGGAGCCAUACAGCAGCAGUCAGCAUGAAUGGAGGAUGAACGGCUUGUCCUGCAGCUCCCAGUUAGCCCAGUUCCAGGACUUCCUCCUCAGAGCCAACAAGUACAACUGCCUGAAGAUGGCCGGUGAUGGAGGAGCUACAGACAGGAAGCUCAUACUAGUGGAGGAUUUCCCAAACCAGUUCUACAGGCAGCCUGGCAGCCUGCAUGAUAUCCUGAGGCGCUUUGUGAAGACCAGUCGACGUCCCCUGGUGUUCAUAGUGUCGGACAGUCUGAGUGGAGACAGCAGCUCACGCUUUCUUUUUCCCAGAGAGAUCCAGGAGGAGCUGGACAUCAGCAGCAUUAGUUUUAAUCCAGUGGCUCCUACCACAAUGAUGAAGGUCCUGACUCGAAUUUCAAGCCUGGAGACAGGAAAGAGCUGUGGGAGGAUGUUCACCCCAGACCAGGCAGUGUUGGAGACACUGUGUUCAGGAAGCUCAGGAGACAUUCGCAGUGCCAUCAACAGCCUCCAGUUUUCCUCCCUCCCAGACACGUCAUUGGAAAAGGGGCUGUGGAGGAUGAAGAAGGACAGACCUGUGACUUCACUGGGUAAAGCUGUUUCCAGGACAAACCAGAGGAAGAAGAAGUCCAAACAGACAAAGGAGCAGGAAGAGGAGCAGGCUAUUGGAGGGAAAGAUGCUUCUCUGUUCCUGUUCAGAGCACUGGGAAAGAUCCUGCACUGCAAACGAGGGAAUCACAAAGGUGCUGAAGCAGCUGACUGUGCCACUGGACCUGGUCUACCAUCUCACCUGUCUCAUCAUCACAGAGAAGCAUUCCUAGUAGACCCUGAGUUGGUUGUUGAGCGUUCACACAUGUCUGGAGAGUUCUUCAACCUGUACCUCCACCAGAACUACCUGGACUUCUUCUCUGAGGUGGAGGAUGUGGACCGGGCCAGCGAGUAUCUGUCUGAUGCUGACCUCCUCACUGCUGAUUGGGCGUGUCGCAGCACCAUGGAGGAUUAUGGGUCUUCAGUGGCCACCAGGGGGCUCCUUCACUCCAACUCUCAACAAGUUUCAGUUGGUUUCAGACCGCUGCACAAACCCAGCUGGCUGCUGGUCAGCAAGAAGCACCAGGAGAACUGCCUGGCUGCCCAGUCCCUGUUCAGGAGCUUCUGCCUGACACCAGUCAGCCUGCAGACUGAACUGCUGCCAUACCUGGCCCAACUCACCAACCCAAUGAGGAACCAAGUUCAGAUAGCUUUUAUCCAGGACGUGGGUCAGAUGUCACUGAGGAGGUUCCCCGGCAGAUUAAAACUGGAGGCUCUGACAGACAAAGAGCCGGGCCAGCUGGAGAUAGACAGUGAGGAGGAAGAGGAGGAGACAGAGGAAGGUCAGGGUUUGGUUGAGGAGAGUCUGCCCGCCAGUCAGCCCCAACCCACUACAAGCCAAGUCCUUCUGGAGGAGGAGGACCUGAUCAUAGAGGAAUACACCAGCGACUAACAGGCAUGGCUCUGUCACUGUCACACUGUUUUUUGUUGAGUUUUGGGUUAGUAUGGAGGAAGAUUAGCGCCACACGAAAUAACAAAAAGAGCUCUAAGAUUCAUUUCUGCCGUGAGGAAAACCAAACUGUUAGUUAAAACGUUGGUGUAGAAGCGCCCCGGUGGCUCACCUGGUGGAGUGUGCACACCGUGUACAAGGCUGAGUCCUUACCGCAGCGCCGCGGGUUCGAACCCAGCCCGCGGCCCUUUGCUGCAUGUCAUCCCCCUCUCUCCCACAGUUCCUGUCUCUCUUCAGCUGUUCAUCAAAUAAAGGCAAAAAAACAGUUGGUGUACUUGCACUUUUUCCCCAGAAUUCUGACUUUAAUCUUUGAAAAUUUCGAUUUAUUUAUUUAUUUUUUUGCUUCACAAUUUGUAAGAUUGAUCCCAGAACUCAAAUAAUCCUCCGCUAACCCAAGGAGGGUCAGAAUGUUGCUGACUGUGUGCUACUUCUGGUAUUACCAGUAUGUUUGCCCCAUCAUGUCAUCUGUACAAGAUACAAGAUAUGCUCAUUUUUCAAACUAGCUUGUUGUCUUGUAGAACCUGAAUUGAAUGUGAUUCUGUAAAAAAUGAAAACAUGUGGAUUAAUUGUUAUAAUCCCCCCAGUUGAGUUCUUGAAAUAUUGUCAGUAUUUAUUUGUUUAAAGUGCAUGUUCAGCACUUGUUUUUGUGUUGCUGUGUUGAGCCUGGAUUCACCUGUAAUGGAGAAGUGUCCCAUGGAUGGAGAAGAACUAUUACAGUAAAUGCUUAUUGAGGGAUACAUAGUUAAAUCUAAAAAAGGAUGUGAAUAAAAAUGAGUUGUGAAAAGCUGA
This is a messenger RNA of Siniperca chuatsi (mandarin fish), 3079 nucleotides long. It is a transcript of the gene rad17, whose product is annotated as RAD17 checkpoint clamp loader component. Lineage: Eukaryota; Metazoa; Chordata; Actinopteri; Centrarchiformes; Sinipercidae. The record is from RefSeq and is a predicted model, not a curated record. Gene Ontology annotation, molecular function: chromatin binding; DNA clamp loader activity. Bases 299 to 2233 code for a protein of 644 amino acids. Gene Ontology annotation, biological process: DNA damage checkpoint signaling; mitotic DNA replication checkpoint signaling; DNA repair. The transcript is spliced from 17 exons. Gene Ontology annotation, cellular component: nucleus; Rad17 RFC-like complex.